This is a messenger RNA of Aspergillus fumigatus Af293, 2709 nucleotides long. Its product is annotated as TPR domain protein. The record is from RefSeq and is a predicted model, not a curated record. Gene Ontology annotation, molecular function: protein binding. Bases 1 to 2709 code for a protein of 902 amino acids. NCBI's taxonomy places the organism in Eukaryota, Fungi, Ascomycota, Eurotiomycetes, Eurotiales, Aspergillaceae. The transcript is spliced from 4 exons.
AUGUCUGAAGCAUCGAGUGCUUCUUACCCAUCGUCCUUGGACGUUCUGUUUGAUGGGACGUCGCCGUUGAGGGAACAGUAUGACCCGGUCAAACUAGCACAUGCGGAGAUUGUCCCCAUCCUCCAACUUCCACUGGCUAGGGAAUUGUUGGGACACAACCCUACAGAUGCGAGUGCUAUCAGCCGUGUCUCCAACGGCGAGAUAUGCUAUACCACUUUUCUGGCUGAGAAGGCGAAGGCUACGGCUCAGAUGCCACUGGAUGGGCUUACUGCUGGGCAGCAACGGUCACAGAUCCUCCAUAUUGGUCUGGCGGCUCUGUUUAGCUUUAUGCAGUCCAAUAUUACAGGUCCUCCGUUGGAUUUUAAUUCUGCGGAUGUGAUAUUCCCUAAGGCUCUCCACUCAGAUGCCACCAAGCUCCGGGCUGCUCGCAAUCACAUCAUUCGUGAACUGUCUGUAGACGGAGAAGCUGCCUACAAGCUGACACCAAAUGUUGAGCUCUUUGCCGUUGCGAUGGCUCUUCUUGUUGAUGCUGACAUCCUCGUCGCUGACGGACCAUUGGUGGCGAGGACAGCAAGACUGCGUGUCAAUUUCCUUCAUCAGAAGAUGCUGUCUGAAGCUACUAGCACAUUGCAGGAUGCCAUAUAUAGCGACUUGGAAGAGUUGAACAGAAUUCUACUUGGUGAAAAGUCUGGGUUCUCUACCGCUCAAGAAAAAGGACGCUUCCUUGUGGAGAGGGCGACAAUCCACAGCCACCAUGGCUUUGACGCCAAGGCUCGGGCAGAUCUUGAGCAGGCUGCUGCAGUCAGGAAAUUUGAAUUUGCAUUGACUGGAAGACUGGGGAAAAGGACGAAGUUUCAAGAGCAUGAUAUCAGCCAGCUGGUCGUCUUGGCGAAGAGUGCUGAAGAACUGACGACCACUGGAAACUCUGCUCUCCCAGAAGACAAGGGGGAUACUUUCCAAGCGGGACCUAAGAACCUAGACCUUAACGAUGAUACACUUCUCGAAAGCAUAUCCUUCACCAAGGACACUCAGACAUCAAAAGACAAGUCGACGACAGUCCAGGAAGAAUCCACACUUCCCCCAGCUUUACAGUCUCUUGACCCCGGCAACCAACCACUGCUGGACCCUGUUGACUCUGCCAUUUUGCUGGGCUUGGCUUCCACAAUCACGAACACGUCGCCGGAAAACGGUCUGACUCGAGAAGAGACCCAUCCUUACGCUAUCCGUGUCCUUGAAGGGGGCAGCUCGAACUGGCAGGUAUACACUCAAGCUUUGUUGGUCCGAAGCCGUGUGGAAGGAUACCGAGCUCGAACUGUAGAAAGAUCUGUUCUGCAGAUGCAAGCGCUUGUUGACCAAUCUGCUUCGGCUGCGGAAAGACUAGAGUACAUCUGGCUCUUGAACUCCCCUACUCGGUGGAGUCUUGAAGCUGAGUUGGCCCAACGCUGGGUCAACCUUGGCGGUCUGCGGACUGCGCUGGAGAUUUACGAACGCCUGCAGAUGUGGGCGGAGGCCGCCCUAUGCUACGCUGCCACAGACAGAGAGGAGAAGGCCAAGCAUAUCGUCCGCAGACAGCUAUAUGAGCCUACGGGUCCGAACCCAGAUGACGAGAACGAGAAGUUCGACGGGCCGGAACUAUCUCCGCUGCCUGUUGAUGCCCCUCGCUUGCUCUGCAUCCUGGGUGACAUUGAUAGUGAUCCAACAAUGUACGAACGUGCAUGGGAGGUCUCAAACAACAGAUACGCACGCGCGCAGCGUUCAUUGGCCCGCCACUAUCUUUCGUUGAAGCCCCCUGCUCUCGAAAAGGCCGAGGAGGCAUACCGCAAGAGCCUCCACAUCAACCGUCUCAAUCACAGCGCAUGGUUUGCACUUGGUUGUGUACAGCUUGAACUUCAAAAAUGGGAGGACGCCAUUGAUUCAUUUACACGGACUGUGCAGCUCGAAGACACGGACGCCGAAGCAUGGAGUAACCUUGCUGCUGCUAUCCUGCGAACCCGCAAGCGCGAGGCUCUCGCUGCACUCCACCGCGCCGCUCAGCUCAAGCACACCGAUGCUCGCAUCUGGGACAACGUGCUUACCGUCGCAGCCUCGAUCCCUCCACCAGCUACACCAUUCCGCGAUGUGGUCACAGCCCAGAGACGGGUGAUUGAACUUCUCGGCUCAAAGAACGGAGAGAAGUGCGUUGAUAUACCUGUUCUCAGCAUGCUGAUUGAUCACGUCGUCGACACCUACAAUUACGACGACCUCCUGAUCAACCGCGUCGUCCGCAGUGGUACCAUCGCCGGUCAGAUCCUCUCCUUAGUGGACGAUUCCGUUGUGCCUCUCAUCACACACUCGGCUCCACUCUGGCUUCUCGUUGCCCGUGUAGAACACUUCCGUGGCCAGCCAUCCAAGGCCUUUGAGGCUCACGAGAAGGCCUGGCGGGCGUCCGUUGCCUCGUGCACACAGGGCGCGUUCCAAAUGGGCGAUGAGAAGAAGUGGAUGGAUGUUGUCCGUGCAACUGAGAGGUUGGUCCGUGAUGGAUAUGCCAAGUUUGGGCCUAUGGACAAAGAAGGCAAACAUGAAGGGGAGGCUGAGAUGGUUGCCAAGGACUGGCGAUUCAAGGCCCGCAGUGCUGUCAGGGGUAUUUUGGGUAAAGGAAAGGACUUUUGGGAGGGUUCCGAGGGCUGGAAUCGUCUGAAGGAGCUGCAGUCCGAAGUGGGAAGUUCUUAG